This is a messenger RNA of Oncorhynchus nerka (sockeye salmon), 3265 nucleotides long. RefSeq names its product CCR4-NOT transcription complex subunit 2-like. NCBI's taxonomy places the organism in Eukaryota, Metazoa, Chordata, Actinopteri, Salmoniformes, Salmonidae. The record is from RefSeq and is a predicted model, not a curated record. Gene Ontology annotation, biological process: regulation of DNA-templated transcription; nuclear-transcribed mRNA poly(A) tail shortening; regulation of stem cell population maintenance. Bases 209 to 1861 code for a protein of 550 amino acids. Gene Ontology annotation, cellular component: CCR4-NOT core complex; P-body. The transcript has 15 exons.
AUUUAUUUUUUUUAAAUUUCCAACCUCCCCCCACCCAAAUAUAAACCCGUUUGGUCCGAAUCAAAUUGUUACAUCACAACACAUUCAUCUUUGUAGUCCUUGCCGUUCGGUAUGUUUUGGACCGGUUCGUGGAUUUCAAUUCGAAUGGUCUUCUGUUUUUGUCUGUGUGGCCGCUAGCGUGAAUUGAGACCGAGAGGUGACAAACGGAAUGUUCAGUGCUACGAGAAAGAAGUUUGUAGAGGGGGUCGAAAGUGACUACCCUGAUGAGGGCAUGUACUACAGCCAGCCGUUGCCGUUCUCACAUAGGUCGGACAAAGACUUAAGCGCUCGAUCACACGUCCCUAGUACAGCUCCCUUUGAACUUGAAAUGCUCUCGUCUCCCUCACCGUCGUCAUCAGGUCAACUGUCCCAGCUUGGUGCCAGUUUAUACGGCCCACAGAGUGCACUAGGCUUCUCGAUAAGGGGCAUGGGAAACAACACUCAGUUAAACCGCAGCUUAACGCAAGGCACCCAGCUACCGAGCCAUAUCACCCCCACCACGGGGGUGCCCACCAUGUCCCUCCAUACCCCGCCCUCGCCAAGCAGGGGGAUCCUGCCGAUGAACUCGAGGAACAUGCUGAACCACUCCCAGGUGGGCCAGGGCAUCGGGAUGGUCAGCAGCAGGACCAACAGCAUGGGCAGCUCAGGGCUGGGCAGCCCCAACCGCAACUCCCCCAGUAUCAUCUGUAUGCCCAAACAGCAGCCUGCACGGCAGCCCUUCACCAUCAACAGCAUGUCAGGAUUCGGGAUGAACCGGAACCAGGCGUUUGGGAUGAACAACUCGUUAUCAAGCAACAUCUUCAAUGGCACAGACGGUAGUGAAAACGUGACGGGGCUAGACCUGUCCGACUUCCCUGCUUUAGCAGACAGGAGCCGGAGGGAAGGAAGCGGAAACCCAACGCCGCUACUCAACCCACUAGCUGGAAGGGCCCCCUAUGAAGCCUCUUCUCUUCAUCUCAUGACCUCAUCAGUUGGCAUGGUGACGAAGCCAUCGAAUGAGCCGACGCAGGAUUUCUCCAUCCACAAUGAGGACUUCCCUGCACUGCCUGGUCCCAACUACAAGGACCCCACGUUGAGCAAUGAUGACAGCAAGACAAACCUAAACUCUACAGGCAAGAGCACAUCCAGUACAGAUGGGCCUAUGUUCCCCGGAGACAAGACGACCUCAGCACAGAACAACAACCAGAAGAAAGGGAUCCAGGUGUUACCUGACGGACGGGUGACGAACAUUCCCAGGGGAAUGGUGACGGACCAGUUUGGAAUGAUCGGCUUGCUGACAUUUAUUCGAGCGGCGGAGACGGACCCAGGCAUGGUGCACCUGGCGCUGGGAAGUGACCUCACAACAUUGGGACUCAACCUCAACUCUCCAGAAAACCUGUACCCCAAGUUUGCUUCCCCCUGGGCAUCAGCACCGUGUCGACCUCAAGACAUUGACUUCCACGUCCCGUCUGAGUACUUAACCAACAUUCACAUACGGGACAAGCUGGCAGCUAUUAAACUGGCUCGUUACGGUGAAGACCUGUUGUUCUAUCUGUACUACAUGAACGGAGGAGACCUGCUACAGCUCCUGGCAGCAGUAGAGCUCUUCAACCGGGACUGGCGGUACCACAAGGAGGAGCGGGUGUGGAUCACGCGGGCGCCGGGUAUGGAGCCCACACUAAAGACCAACACCUACGAGAGGGGAACCUACUACUUCUUUGAUUGUCUUAACUGGAGGAAGGUAGCCAAGGUAAAGGAGUUUCACCUGGAGUACGACAAGCUAGAAGAGAGGCCCCACGUCCCGUCUACCUUCAACUACAACCCAGCCCAGCAGGCCUUCUGAGGCCCAAGUACAGUAUAGUCCCAGGGGUACUGCUGUCCCUGCACCCCUCCCUCCCAGCCUGAGGAGGGUGCUGUGGCCCAGGCAUCCAUCCUGGUUUUUAUUCCUUGAGGAUCUGGUUAAAAUGACUGCAGAGGAGGUCCUCACCACUGCAUAAGGGUGGGAAAAACUGAGCCCUGCCUUUCCCAAAUUAUGUGCUGCCCAAACACCCACACUUGUUCUGUUUUUAUUCCUUUAAUGUCCUUGUUUUUUGAGGUGGGAGUUGAGCAGGGUCUGUGUUUUGUUUACCUCUGAAUCAGAAGACUGACUAUACCGGCACACUUUACAGUGACAAAACAAGGGUUAUGACACAUUUUUUCAUCAACAAAAAAGUGACAAAGGCGGGGAAGGCUAAACCAACAAGUACCAUCCCACACGUGAGAACGAAAGGGUCCGGAAGAAAUGCAAUGUUCGUUGUUGCACUAUUUAGUAAUAAAAGAACACAAAGAUUGUUUGUGCUUUUUUAUGUGAAAACACUCCCUCCUGUUUUGUUUUGUAAAGAUCAGCAGCCUGUCUCCUCUCUCUUUCCAUCUCUCCUCUUGUACAUUCCCUCUUUUCUCUUCAACCGGCCCCACAUAUUUCUUUCCUUUUGACGGGUAUUUUCUGUCUGGCUUCAAAAUAGACACAGAUCGGAUACUUUUUUAGUGAAUGUUCUCACAACCUGUGGACAACCCGUACAAGGGUUGUUAGAAUACCUACCCAGCUUCAUUGUUCCAGAGCAAGCAAAACACUUUCCAGUCUUUGUUACGAUUUUGUAAUAAACGUGUAAAAAAAAAAGUAUUUUUAUGUUUGAACAUCACAUGAAUACUGAUAUGUAUGUAUGAAUCUGUAUAUAUAUAUAUGUAUGUGUGUGUAUAUAUAUAUAUAUAUAUAUAUAUAUAUAUAUAUAUAUAUAUAUAUAUAUAUAUAUAUAUAUAUAUAUAAAAUGUAUGUAUAUGUAUGUGUGUGUAUAUAUAUAUAUUUUGGAGAAAAAAAAUUGCUCUGCCUUGUACCUUGUUUUUAGGAGGUCAGCGUGGAUGCAAUAUGUGGAUAAAAUAGGACAUUUCUGUAUCUGCUGGACAGGGCGUCGCACUCGGAGCCGUGAGCACUUACGACGAAGAAUUACAAAUAAAAAAGACAAACAAGGAAAUACCUGAUUCUUCUGAGCUAAAACAAGGAAAUCCACCCCCCAAACAAACCAACUAAUCAGUCCAAAGCAAGAGGACAGACGGACACAUUUCACUUAAAGCUGUUUAAACAGCAGCAUUUCAUAGGAAAUGGAAAAGUGAAUAAUUUUAAGAAUAAUGAAUACAGAUCAAUCUUGUAUUUUCUGAUGUUCAAAGCCUCUUUUCUUUGUAAUAAAGCGGAAAAGGCUUUCCUGAACUACAA